Molecule: messenger RNA, 1737 nt
Organism: Venustampulla echinocandica
Lineage: Eukaryota; Fungi; Ascomycota; Leotiomycetes; Helotiales; Pleuroascaceae
Exons: 2
Coding region: 1-1737 (578 amino acids)
Source: RefSeq, a predicted model, not a curated record
AUGGCAUUGGUAACUUAUCAGCGCCUUGAUUUAUUAUAUGACGAGCUUCGUGUUCUUGUUCUUCAGCCGGGUGAAGGCGAUGCGCCCAUUAGUGCCUACUUGACACCGACGACAUUACAUAGCAAUCUACCAUAUGAAGCACUUUCAUACGUCUGGGGUGACCCUUGCGUCACGAGGUCAAUUCAGCUAAGAGCUAUGGACAACAUGAAUUUCUUAGGAGUGGAAGUUGAAGUCCAAAUCACGACAAACCUAGAGUCUGCCUUGCGACACCUCCGACUCAAAGACCGAAGCCGGACCCUUUGGGUAGAUGCGUUAUGUAUAAAUCAAAAUGAUCCUGACGAGAAAGUACACCAAAUCCGGAACAUGGGCGAUAUCUACCGGAAGGCUUCGAGUGUGUGCAUGUGGCUGGGAGAAGAGGCGAAUGAUAGCGAUGCCGCAAUGGAGCUGAUACAUCUUUAUCGCGAUGAUGACCCCGACUGGAGACGAUUACCCCAGACGAAAAAUUGGUCUAGACACUGCAAGGCAUUGACAUACUUAGUUUGCCGACCAUGGUUCACUCGCCGCUGGAUUGUGCAAGAAAUCGCGCUGGCCCCAUGCAGUGUUAUCUAUUUCAAGGGUUGGCUUUGCUCUAAUGAACAUCUUCAAUCCUGGCUCACAGGGGUUGGACACAUCGUCAGCAUUCAAACCGCACUAAAUGCCAUCGCUCGAGACCGAUUUCCAGCUCUAUCAAUGCUGCUGAAAAUAUUCCAAUCGAAAUAUGUUACUAAUCCACGAGAUGCUGUUUAUGCUCUUCUCUCUCUAUCAAAAGAACGUCAGCUUGGUCAGCCGAACAUCGAUUACACGGCCGGAAUUCUAGAUGUCUUCCGGAAUACGGUCGAACUCAGUGUCCGGGUGAAUGAGACUUUAGAUAUCAUUUGCCAGAGCUUCGGACUUGGGCCUUGCGAACACGAAUUAUCCUGGGUUCCCCGCUUCUACACUAAAUUUCGGGAUUGUGCUUGUCGAAAGGAAAACGACCUCCCGGGCGAAGGCUAUCCGUACCGGAGCGAGUCACCGUACAGCACUUCAGGCUCAUCUAAGCCCGAAGCAAACUUCAACGGUCAUAAGCUGGUUGCAAAAGGAUUUCUGAUAGAUAGGGUCCGAAAUAUACUGGAACCUGAAAUAAGGACCGCGCUGAGCUUGGAAAUUCCAUUGUCCUGGAAAGAAGCAGUGUUAUCACUAGAUGCAAUAUGCAUUGAUGGAGGUAACCGCGGGCAUGAAGCCCUUGCAACUGAUCAUGCCUCAAAGUUCAGCGCUUUCUGGCGUACUCUGGUCACAGAUAGGGUUCCAGGGAGCCCCAAAAACAAUAAAGCGCCCAAAAAUUGGCACAGAGCCUGCGAGAAAUGGUGCAAUGGGGACAUGGUUGUUCCCCAGUACAGCAGUGCUUUUGAGGCGAGGAAACGCCGAUCAUGUCUCUCGUUGAUUUUCGUCGCUAUUUGGAGAUCUACAUAUGACCGGCGCUUCAUGGUCACGGGGAUGAACCGCAUAGGGCUUGGGCCUAAGAUGCUGAAGGAGGGUGACCUUGUAUGUGUCCUGCUUGGCUGCUCAGUCCCUGUCAUACUCCGACCAGCUACUGACCCAGCACUGGCUGGCUGUUAUUAUUUUAUUGGUGAUGCUUAUGUUCAUGGGAUUAUGGAUGGCGAGGUGGUAACAAGAUUGGAGGCUGGAGAUUAUACCCCAGAGGAUUUGGUAAUUAUAUGA